Molecule: messenger RNA, 210 nt
Organism: Didymodactylos carnosus
Lineage: Eukaryota; Metazoa; Rotifera; Eurotatoria; Philodinida; Philodinidae
Source: the annotation of a GenBank genome assembly
AUGUCUGAUAUUAAAGCUCGUAUUGACGAGUAUAUACCUACAAAAGGUUUACUAUAUUUUGAUGAAGAAUUGAAAUAUGUUAUUUCAAAACCAAAAAUAAUGCCAUUGAAAUCUAUAACACUCGAGAAGUUGGAGACGUUGCAAAAUGAUGCCGAAGAAAAAUUGAAACAACAAGAAAAAUUAGGUCAAGAAUUUUCAACAACAUUUUAA